UGAAGAUAAAACCCAUUCGGUAAAAUUACUGCAUAGUUGAAAUGGAGUCGAUCUCUACCGCAGAGCCGUGGUCGGCGAUGAAAGAAUCCCCAAAUUGGCUACAAAUGCCUGACGAAGUGAUGGUGAAUAUAUUUCAAAGAUUGCAUAUAUCAGAAAUACUGAAUAGCGCACGGAAAGUAUGUACAACUUGGCUGAAAAUUUGCAAGUAUCCGGCGAUGUGGAAAGUCAUUAAUAUGGUCAAACGGCAAGGUAAAGAUUGGGGCUGGGGAAAAGCACUGACUAUGGAACUAGUCGAUCUCAGCUGUGGGGAGUUGAUUGAUAUCAGUAUCGGCUCCUUCGGCUCCGACGAACUCCUUGAUCACAUUGUGAAACGCUCAAGAAACCUGAAACGUCUUUGUCUUGUGAAUUGCUUCCGUAUCACGGGUGGUGAAUUGAGUCUUGCAGUCGAGAGGUUACCAAAAUUGGAGGAACUUCGCCUUUCUAAAACCUAUAUCAAUGCAAAAGACCUUGAAGUUAUUGGACGGAUUUGCCCUCAGCUCAAGUCCUUCAAGAUGUGCAAAGUACUGUUGAGUGAGAGCUUUGACAAUCAUGCCCUUGCCAUCGCGGAUAACAUGCAUGAGUUACGCCAUUUGGAUGUAUCUGAUACUAAGAUGACAAAUGACAGACUUGAGGCCAUUGUUAAUGGAUGCCCUCACCUUGAGUCCCUAGAUGUUCGGAUGUGUUAUAACCUUGAUCUUGAUGGGUCUUUAGGAAAGUUAUGCAAGAAAAGGAUCAAAGAUUUUAAGCACAGCUCUACACAAAACCGCCCGUUUUAUCAUCAAUUUUCUGAUUCGGACGAUGAUCAAAUGUAUGAUGACUUUUCAGAAAGUGACUUCUUUGAAGACUGAAGACUUGUAUGCGUUUUACUUUACUUUUGCUUCCGACUUUGUGUUCGUAUGUUGGUAUCAUUUUGUUUAAUGUGGGUAUGCUUUUGGUACCUUUAACACUAGCUAGUUUUCAAGACCUGAAUUGAUAAAAUCUAGAAUGAUUUAUAAUUAUAUUUGCG
Molecule: messenger RNA, 1045 nt
Organism: Lactuca virosa
Lineage: Eukaryota; Viridiplantae; Streptophyta; Magnoliopsida; Asterales; Asteraceae
Source: the annotation of a GenBank genome assembly